AAUCACUGUAACGGAGCUUUACGGUGUGAUGUUCAAGAGGAACGGAAUAUGAGAUGGCCAGACUUAUAGCAAAUCUAAUUAUUUAUUUAUGUUUGCUGGGCAGUAUUAUUAGUGCUAAUGAGGAUGGUGAUAGUAUUGUCCAAGAUGUAGUGACAAAGUUAGUUUACAAAACACCGGAGGUCUCUGGUUUCGCACAUUUGGUAGAAACCUUUGACGAUGAGGAGAAGUUUAAAAAGACAUGGGUACUUUCAGAGGCUAAGAAAGAUUCUACGGAUGAGGAUAUAGCGAAAUAUGAUGGAAUUUGGUCUGUGGAGGAACCUAAAAAGCAUGCGCAAGAGGGUGAUCUUGGAUUAGUGCUUAAGAGCAAAGCUAGACAUGCUGCUGUAUCCACUUUAUUAUCCAAACCAUUUCACUUUAAAAGUAGCCCUUUGGUUGUACAGUAUGAAGUUAAUUUCCAAGAAGGUCAAGAAUGCGGUGGAGCCUAUUUGAAGUUACUUACUCUGGACUUAGAGCAUCAAGAUUUAAAGAAGUUCCAUGAUAAAACUCCCUAUACUAUAAUGUUUGGGCCUGAUAAAUGUGGAAAUGAUCACAUGUUACAUUUCAUCUUCCGACACAAAAAUCCCCUAAAUGGUACCAUAGAGGAGAAACACUGCAAAAAAGCAAGGGAACGCCUGGAAGAUUUCUUCAAAGACAAGCAGCCUCAUCUGUACACUUUGAUCAUUCGACCUGACAAUAGUUUUGAGAUUAAAGUUGACAAUAAGAUUGUAAAUUCUGGAUCCUUACUGGACGAUUUCACUCCACCGGUUAAUCCACCGCUGGAGAUAGAGGAUCCCACUGAUGUUCAACCUGAAGAUUGGGAUGACAGAGAAAAGAUCCCUGAUUUAUCUGCCGUUAAACCAGAGGAUUGGGACGAAGAUGCCCCUGCACAAAUCGUUGAUGAAGACGAUAUUAUGCCUGAGGGAUGGUUGGAAGAUGAACCACCCAUGAUAUCUAAUCCUGACUCUGUAAAACCUGAAGACUGGGAUGUAGAAAUGGAUGGGGAAUGGGAACCUCCUGAAAUACCCAAUCCAAAAUGCGCAGACGCGUCUGGUUGUGGACCAUACAAGCAGAAAAUGAAAAAGAAUCCACGGUACAAGGGUAAAUGGUCACCACCCUUGAUCAACAACCCCAAUUAUAAAGGAAAAUGGAAGCCUAGGUUGAUGCACAACCCUGAUUAUUUCAAUGAUGAACAUCCAUUCAGGAUGACGCCUAUUUUCGCUGUCGGCUUUGAACUUUGGUCCAUGUCCACGGACAUUUUCUUUGACAACAUCUUGGUUACCGAUAGUGAAGAUGUAGCGAAAAAGUGGGCAGAUGCCACAUUCGAAGUACGCCGUGCAAAAAUCGCAGAGGAGAGUGUGACUUUAUGGGGUCGCAUAUUGAAAGCUACAAAUUAUAAACCGGGCUGGUGGGCGCUAUAUUUCUUAUAUUGCGCGAUUCCAGUUGUAUUGUAUGUUUGGUAUCUACUGAAACGAGCUGGUGAGUGGAGUGUAUGGCGUCAGAUUGGCACAUUUACCGCGGAACAUCCUUGGAUAUGGGCUGUGUAUAUAAUAGCUGCUGGUUUCCCCAUACUGCUAGUAAUAUAUUGUUGCUGCUUUGCUUCUCAGGAAAAAUAUGACUUAAAGGAUGAAGACAAACAGCCUUUAGACAUUAAUGAGGAGGCAGCACAGAAACAAGAAGAGACAGAAAAUCCACCAACUACUGGUACAGAAGCAGAAGAAGACACCGAAAAGGAAAUUGAAGAAAUAAUAGAAAGUGAAAAAAAUGAUAAGCCAGCAAUAGGUGGCGAUGGACCACGACGAAGAAAACCAAAUAAAGAAUAAAAUUAAUUAAAAUUAAAACGAAAAAAAUUCAUAUUAACAAGGUAUUUAUGCAACACUCACAUUCCACUUAAACACUUGCCAUUGUGGAAGUUAGGAUUUCUUUUUUUUUUUUCUUCAGUAUCUAA
Messenger RNA from Habropoda laboriosa, 1984 nucleotides. Its product is annotated as calnexin-like. The record is from RefSeq and is a predicted model, not a curated record. Gene Ontology annotation, biological process: protein folding. Gene Ontology annotation, molecular function: calcium ion binding. The transcript has 10 exons. Bases 54 to 1859 code for a protein of 601 amino acids. Gene Ontology annotation, cellular component: endoplasmic reticulum membrane; endoplasmic reticulum. Lineage: Eukaryota; Metazoa; Arthropoda; Insecta; Hymenoptera; Apidae.